Messenger RNA from Odontomachus brunneus, 736 nucleotides. RefSeq lists its product as uncharacterized. Gene Ontology annotation, biological process: translation. The record is from RefSeq and is a predicted model, not a curated record. The coding region runs from base 203 to 598 and encodes 131 amino acids. Gene Ontology annotation, cellular component: cytosolic small ribosomal subunit; ribosome. The transcript has 4 exons. NCBI's taxonomy places the organism in Eukaryota, Metazoa, Arthropoda, Insecta, Hymenoptera, Formicidae. Gene Ontology annotation, molecular function: structural constituent of ribosome; protein binding.
CGUCUAGCUUUGACCACUAAAAUCAAGUUGGUGGCUGCUCUCUUCUCUAUGGUUCUGAUUAAGCGACGUAUAUACAGCAGAUACAUGUCAUAUGCUUAAUCAAAGUUGCAAAAAUAUUGCACGAUAGUAUACUCUUAUACUUUAUACAAGCUGAAAUAUUGCAAAAAUUUUGACACAUUGUAAUAUCGCAUAGAUUAUCACAAUGCAACUAACAAUCCGUGGGCAAGAAACUACUGUUGUCGAGUGUCAAGGUGACGAGAAAAUUCAACACGUGAAGGAAAGAAUUGCCUGUCUUCAAGGUUUACAAGCUGAAUUUCAUCUUUAUUGCAAUGGAGCUUUAUUGCUAGAUGAGACUCGUGUUAAUGAACUCCCAUUGGAUACUCUUGAAUUGACCGUACCAUUAUUAGGAGGAAAAGUUCAUGGUUCUUUGGCACGUGCUGGGAAAGUAAAAGCACAAACACCAAAGGUUGAGAAGCAAGAGAAGAGUAAGAAAAAGACUGGCCGUGCUAAACGACGUAUACAGUACAACCGUAGGUUUGUCAAUGUUGUUCAAACCUUUGGCCGCCGGCGUGGACCUAAUGCUAACACAACCUCUUAAGAAAUGUAUAUUGUACUAUUACCUAUUAUUUAGGUACCUUCCGAUAACCUAAUCUAAUCUAACCUUCUAAAAUUAUAUUUAUUAAGGUAAAAUAAAAAUGUCCAUUUAUUAUAAUAAAAUCAUAUAACUAAAAUAUAA